Lachancea fermentati is the source of this 1872-nucleotide messenger RNA. NCBI's taxonomy places the organism in Eukaryota, Fungi, Ascomycota, Saccharomycetes, Saccharomycetales, Saccharomycetaceae. The record is from the annotation of a GenBank genome assembly.
AUGAGCCAUCAAAUUCCACUUUUCCAGCCAAACUCUAAGCAGCGACUUUUGUCCUGCAUAUUCAAUCCUCAUAUAUUUCUAACACAUGCCAUUUUCUUGAUAAUAAUAUGGUCAUCUUUUGAGAUAAUGACUAUUUCUACCCAAAGGACCGGUACACCGAUAAAUCCCAUAACUGGAGAACGUUUAGGUUCAUCCUCAACCUACACCAAUACAGCGACAAAAACGAUUGUAUCCCUAUCAAUAGCGACAUCAACGCCUACUCCGAAAAUUACUCUAUCGAGUCCUAAAUUGGAAGAAAUCGUGAACGAGUUUUUAGAAUGGAAGACAAAUAAUUCUGUCACACUGAUCAAUGAAAUCUUGAGGGGACCCCUUCACUAUGAAAUAACCAACAACAUGUCCUACUGGAACAGCUCUCUAUUUAUGAAUAUGGAACAUUACAUGAGCUCACUGGAAACUUUAUUGGGAUACAACAGCAGCAUUUAUGCAAAUCUCUUUGAGCAAGCAAAAAGAAUUAAUGGUACAAUAGAUGAACUUUCGAAGGCAGGGUUUGUUGUGUCUUCAGACGAAGCUUAUUCCCUGACAUCGGGCUUGCUACUCGACUACUCUUUUCUCGAUGUAUUAUUCAAGAAUACUUCUCUGAACUUGGAAAGUUUGCGAAAUAUUCGUGCAUUUCCGCUACCAAGUGUCAAUCUAACAAAUAUCUCGUGUCAAGAUGCACUCAACAAAUUUCUUAAGAAUCCAGAUGUAAUAUUGUCAGUGCAACGAUUACAAGAACGUACUGAGAUGUUUUUUCAAACCUAUAGCAUAUCUCAAUUAACAAAGUUGGACAAACGGGAGAAUUACAUACACUUGUUUCCUAGACUAAAAAAUGAUAACUACAAUUCUAGGUUGAAGAAAAAAUGCCAACAACUCUCGAUUUUUGUCGUGGUAGAUUAUUUAAUUUGGGUUCUUCUUUUGGCAAACUUAACGCUGGUAUGUUACAAACUCGAAGUGAGUUGUUUCAAUACAAUUUUGGUGCAGCAGCUGUGGCAUGCAGAAAGACUCUUAAUGGGCCCUCAAGAAGGCCCGCAUUUUCCUGUUGAAUUGCAUAAAAGAUUCAAAACCGCAUUACAUUAUUUGAUGUUUACUACAAGAUAUACGAUAAUUGAAUUCAUCACAGAAAAGCAAUUUGUUGUGAUCGAGAAAUUGUCCUUCCAACACAUUAAUAAUGCAAAAGAAUUGGUCAGAGGACGAUCAAAAACUGCAUAUCAUCGCUUAAGAGCGUUUAAUUGGUGGAUUUUUACCAACGGAAAAGAUUUAUGGAUUUUUUUUGUAACUGUAGUGAUGGCGUUUACAAUCAUUUGCUCUCUAUUGGAUAUUGAGACCGAUACAGCGGAUUCACUUACUAAACGAUACGACGACUAUCUCAUCAAUUACAAUCCGAGCCUUUUUGAGAAUGUUGAUCAGGCUUGUUCGAAUUUUGAAAGAGACAUCGACAAUCAACUUAAAAGAACGUUGUCUGAUUUACUAUUUAAUGAGGGAAACGGAACCCUAACUAUGGCUUGCAGUAAUAUAGAUAUGGGUAUGCAGGAACUCGCCAAUUCAUUAAACCCAUUACUGCUAAAUCAAAAGCUAAUACCUCCAUGGGAAUUUGGAAAUUUGUCAUUCAAUAUUCCUGUCUCGACUCUCCCGGCAUUCUUGGCAAAUUCCAUAUUUAAUCAAACUAUCUCAGCGCAUGAAAAGGUUACUUUUAUCCCGCGAUCUUUAAGUAAAAGGUCCAGUACAGAACUACAAAAAGGCAUCAAAGAUCGAGUUCAAGUUAGCUACAAGAGAACGCUCGUUUUUUUUUAUGUUGCGUAUGUUUCCACCACCUGCUCGGCUUACUUGCAAUGA